CAAAGGUUAAAUUCGGCGAAAAGUGUCGGGAUUCGUUUGUAUUUGCCAAGCAUAUUUUAUCUACCAAAAUGCCGCCCAAGGGUAAAGUUGGCACCAAAUGCCAGAAACAGAUCUAUGAAGAAAAUAAAGCAACACUUAAAUUUUAUAGGAAUAUUGUUUUAGCUGCAAAUUUAAUCUACAUAGUUGUUAGAAUGGUUUGGAUGUGGGAAACUUUCAAUACUUCCUGUUGGGUUCUCUUUGCAUUUGCCAUAGCUAUUUAUGUUAGUUGUAUGGCUUUUAUGGGCUAUAUGGCCAAAUCAGUAUUCAACAGUAAUGGUGUAUUAGUAGAUGGAGGUAUUGAUUUGAAUAUGGAGUCUGGAAUAGCUGAGCAUAUCAAGGAUGUUCUACUUGUCACUGUUAUUGUUCAAGUACUGAGUAUAUUCUCCAACUAUUUCUGGAUUCUUUGGUUUAUUGUACCCGGAGCUGCUUUACUCUACAUCUGGAGGAACUUUCUGUCACCAUGGUUAUUUGCACCAGCACCGGAAAUUGAUGAGAAGAAACAAAAGAAGAUGGAGAGGAAAAUGAAGAGAAGAUGAGAAUGUGGAGUUGAAUUCCACUGUGAUUUAUUUAUUAAUUAUUUUUUUAAAAAUGUUAACUCUGAUAUAUGAAUUAAAGUUCUUUUUUCUCCACCAUGCA
Molecule: messenger RNA, 675 nt
Organism: Saccoglossus kowalevskii
Lineage: Eukaryota; Metazoa; Hemichordata; Enteropneusta; Harrimaniidae
Product: transmembrane protein 208-like
Biological process (GO): vacuolar protein processing
Cellular component (GO): intracellular membrane-bounded organelle
Source: RefSeq, a predicted model, not a curated record